Parnassius mnemosyne (clouded apollo) is the source of this 2427-nucleotide messenger RNA. NCBI's taxonomy places the organism in Eukaryota, Metazoa, Arthropoda, Insecta, Lepidoptera, Papilionidae. The record is from the annotation of a GenBank genome assembly.
AUGGCUUCGAGGUCGAGGAAGAUAAUGGAACUGAUAAAUUUGCAAUUAGUUUCGCCUGCUGAUCUUUCUACCAAUGAAGACGAAGUUCCAAUUCAAGGUAGACCAUCUGAUCACAACAAAAUGUCCAUGGACUUAGGUCAAGAUUCUGCGGCUAAUGUUGUGAUAUUAUCAGAUAUCACUAAUAAUCCUGAAAACAAGUCUUACUUGAAUGUUAAGACCUUUUUUGAAUCCGACGAAAUCGCUCAUCAAAAAUGUGCUAGUCGAAAAAGAGACAAUGUAAAUUACAAUGUCUCACCUUUAAACUCGGAUGAAUCGGACGUAGAUGUUAGUGACCAAGAUCCAACGUAUGACCAUCAAAUAAAAAAAAAGAAACUGAUACCAGUAUACCCCGUGUUGCGGCGUUUAUCGUCAUCUAGUUCUAGCAGCUCAUCGUCAUCUGGUUCUAGCAGCUCUUCAUCGUCAGAGUCAUUAUCUCCUUCCGUAAAUUCGAAUCAUGAGCCAGAAAAUUUUAUACCCACUUAUCAAGACUUUAAUACUUUUAACAAUCCGGACACUACAGCUAAUGAACAAUUAAUUGAGGCACAGGGAACAAGUUCAAUUGAAGAGAUGGCAGUAGGCCAAAGUAACAUUGAAGAAGAUAUGGAGAUUCCCAAGAAGAAAGGUAGGAAGCGCACUAGUAAUCCUAAAAAUUGGAGACAAAACAUAAAUAGAGUACUAAGAAAUACUGGCCAUUCUUAUGUAUCUAAGGAAAAAAAAAUCAUUCCACCUCGUGAAGUGAAGCAACCUUGCACAGAUCGUUGCAGACUUAAAUGUUCUGAAAAGUUUACAUCCGUUCAGAGACGAGCUCUUUUUGAAGCUUAUUGGAAUAUUGGGGACGUUGAUAAGCAGCGAUUGUUUAUAAACUCUUGUAUGUCCAACGUCACGCCUAGAUAUAAAUACACAAACGCCAUGCGUCCGAGGCAGAGCAAUAAGGCUUUUCACUUUAUUAUGGAUGACAAACCAAUCCGAGUUUGUAAACAGUUUUUCAUAGGAACACUAAAUAUAUCCGAUCGCGUUAUUCGCACAGUAAAACAAAAGUCUGAUAAGCUUGGCAUUAUCCAAAGUGAUCAAAGAGGAAAACAUAACAACCACCGUACUAAUGAUGAAUCACUGAUUUUAGACAUAAAAACGUUUAUAGACUCUAUACCAAGAAUUGAGUCGCACUACACAAGGCAAACUUCUACUCGCGAGUAUAUAGAUGGGGGAAAAAGCAUCACAGAUCUUUUCAAAGACUUUAAAGAAUGUCAAGAAAAAAACAAUAAGUCAUGUGGUAAAUAUUGCACAUUUUACAAUGUAUUUACUAAAGAAUAUAAUAUAUCAUUUUUUUAUCCGCGUAAAGAUCAAUGCGACCUGUGUCUGCAGUACGCAAAUUCAAAUAACGAACAGAAGAAUCUAAUUCGUGCCAAAUUUGAAGCUCAUUUGGAAGAAAAAGCACUAAGUCGGCAAGAAAAAUACAAUGACCGCUGCAAAAUAAAUGAAAAGAAUAAAGUUAUUGUUUUUGAUCUACAAGCUGUUUUACAAUCGCCGAGGGGCAAUACAUCAGCAUUCUACUAUAAAUCCAAAUUAAACAGUUAUAACUUUACUGUCACGCUUCUUAACAAAAAAGUUGAUGGCCAAAUGAAAGACGCCUAUGCUAAUGUACAUUCUUAUUUUUGGAAUGAAACUGAUGCCAAACGUGGUGCUAACGAAAUAGGCUCCUGCUUACUGGAUUGCUUUGAGAAGGUUUGUCGUGAUUCAAGUGUUAGUGACACUGGCUUAAAUUUCAUUUUAUAUUCUGAUAAUUGCACUGGCCAGAAUAAAAAUAAAUAUAUAUUGGCACUUUAUCUCUAUGCGGUGACCCACCUGAAUAUAGAAUCAAUAACACAUAAAUUUCUAAUCAAGGGGCACACCCAAAAUGAGGGAGAUAAUAUUCAUAGCCUUAUAGAAAAGGAAAUAAAAAAGAACCUUAAAACAGGACCAAUAUACAGUCCCCACCAGUAUGUAACCAUAAUUAAAAAUGCCAAAAAAACGGGCCAAAAGUUCUUAGUUCAUGAAUACACCUACGAUUCAUUUUUGGACUUGAAAAAACUUCAAGAAGACUGGGGAUACAAUUUCAAUGAAACUGAAGACAAAAAACACUUAUCAUGGAACGAUAUAAAAAUAUUAAAGUGUAAAAAAAGUGAACCGUUUGCAUUUUUUGUGAAAACAUCAUACAAAGAUAAAGAGUUCAUAAAAAUAUGCUUAAGGAACAGGAGGAAAAAAAUGAAGCCCUUGUCAGAGCUGACAACAGUAAAAGCAUACACGGGCAAGCAAGAGCUCAGCGAAAACAAAAAGAAAGAUUUAAAGGAACUGAUUGAUAAAAACCUGAUCCCCAAUUUUUACAAAGAUUUUUAUGACACAAUUUUGUAA